AUGAAUCUAUCCCACGAGAUCUACUACUUGGGGAAUUUCACCAGCAACUUCACCCACAUCAAGACACUUAACAGUGAGUUCAACGACAGCAUUGUCGGGUCCGAGAAUGUCACGCUGAUGGACAUCGUCAGCAACCUGACCAACAUCACCGCUGGGGACGACAGCUCCAUACAGAUGGCCAAACUGGUGGAGACGAUCUGCAGCCAGAUGCUUCCCAUCGUGUGCAUCUUCGGCAUCCUCUGCAACAUCCUCAACCUGCUGAUCCUCACAGAACGCUACCUCAAGGAGUCGCCGUACUCCUACCUGACUGCCAUGGCUACCACGGAUCUCUGCGCCCUCAUCCUGACGUUCAUCUUCUCCAUGUUUUCCAUGAAGAAUCCCAACAGUUACUACUGGAAGUUCUUCGAUGCUCAUCUGUACUAUCCUCUCGUGAACAUCUGCUGCAACUCCAGCGUCUGGUUCAUCGUCAUGCUGACCUUUGACCGCUUCCUCUUCGUUCACAAUCCUCUGUGGGCCAAGGCUAGGUGCGACCGUACGGGCGCACUCAUCAAGAUCUGCAUUAUUCUGGUUCUCAUCAGCAUCAUCAACAUCCCGCGGUUCCUCACGUUCAUGGUACAAUACGAAGUGAGCGACGAUGGCUUCACCUAUCGGCUCACCUCGACGGACUUCCGACACACGUACGCCUUCUUCAUCAUCACGUGGUCCUACAGCAUCAUCAUCAACUUCAUCCCGCUGACCAUCUUGGUGUCAUCCAACAUCUACAUCGUGUAUGCCGUGCAGCGCGCCCGCAUCCAGCGACAGGUGAUGAAAAUCGGCAACAACAAGGAGGCCACGUGGCACCGCGAGCAGAUGCGUCUCACGGUCACCCUCAUCAGCAUCGUGUGUCUCUUCGUCAUCUGCAUCAUGCCGUCGGCCUUCGCAGACCGGCCGGUCGCCUGGGCACUCUACGGGAAGUUCAUCUACAGUACAUCCACAGAGCUCAUGAAGUCGGCUCCGUACAAGAUUCUGCAGGCCAUCUCCAACCUGCUGCUCAUCUGCAACCUGUCGCUGAACUACGUGCUGUACUGUGCGUUCAAUGACAAGUUCCUGCGCGUCUUCAAGAAAAUGGUUUUCAGGUGGAUUAAAGUGAUUCGCAGGAACAAGGUCCGCGAGGAGCAGUUCUACAUGAAGGUCACCGGCAGAAGGUCUGUCAACGGGCAGACGUCUGUGGUGUCAAGCGCCAUGUCCAUGACCAACGGCUGUAACAGCCAGGUGACGAGAAUGAGUACAUCAAAGAGUGAUUCCUUUCUCAAGGAGGACCUGACACUGUGA
Gigantopelta aegis is the source of this 1311-nucleotide messenger RNA. Its product is annotated as probable G-protein coupled receptor B0563.6. The transcript has a single exon. NCBI's taxonomy places the organism in Eukaryota, Metazoa, Mollusca, Gastropoda, Neomphalida, Peltospiridae. Gene Ontology annotation, molecular function: G protein-coupled receptor activity. Gene Ontology annotation, cellular component: membrane. The coding region runs from base 1 to 1311 and encodes 436 amino acids. Gene Ontology annotation, biological process: G protein-coupled receptor signaling pathway. The record is from RefSeq and is a predicted model, not a curated record.